AUGCAAUAAUUGUAUGCAUAAAUGUUGGUAUUUUACAUCACACCUGUUACAAUAACAGAUUUUGCUGGAUAUUACAUUGCCACGCUAGUUAUUGCCAUAAAUGAUGAUAAUGUUGUUUUGAGACCAUAAUGCGACGAUUAAAGCACAAAAAUGCAAGUUUGCCCUCAAAAACUAAAUACCAAGUAAAACACAACUAAAAUGAACUAGUAGAGCGAAGUAGUACAUUUUGUGAGCACAGCCACACAAAAACAGCAGGAAACUGAAACGAGGAAUGUGUUGAAAGUGGCGUGUUGGAUGCUUGCGUUGUCAGGAAAUGUGACUUGUUUGGCGCUGGUCGGCCCCGGGGCCCCGCGUUCUCACCUGCUCCUGGGUUUCUGCCUCCUCCCUAAUUCUGCUAGAGGAGUCGAGCUAAAAUGAGAUGGAAAGUUCUUGGCUGUGGGAAUGAAGUUGACGUCGCAUAAAGACAGAGAAAAAACAAACAAACCAUCUUUUGCUUUGUCAUUUAACUCCGUUGUCCGUGUCGCAUUCUUCUCCCAUCCCCCUCCGUCUCGUUCUGUCUGUUCCCUCCCCUCUCUUUUUUUUCUUGAGUAUUCUUUCCAUCCACUCUCAUCUCCCUUCUCUCUCUCUCUCUUUCUCUCCUUCUUUUCUUCCAUUUGCUCAUCCCCUUGUCAGUCACCUUCCAUCUCUUUCAUUCUCAUCCUCUUUCCGUCGUCUUCGUCCUCUAACCCUGACUCCGUGCAAGUCUGUCCUUGAAACUGUCUCUCAACUAUUUGGUUUUAUUUGGUAGCAAUCACUUGAUGAAGGAGAGAAAAGAUGGAGAUGAAGAAAAAAAGAGGAACAUGAGCAGAACGACGGGGAUGGAGGAGUAGUUGGAGAGCAUAACCUCAGUCGUAUAUGAUUUUAUUGUUCUGUCGCUUUGCAUCUUGAGCUCGCACGUCGGGACUUUGAGGUGUCUUGGCUCAUCCAUCCUCAGCCACAUGCUCGCUCGGCGGAAGAACGUUGGUGUUUGUUUCUGCCGUACGUCGUUAGCGCCGCUGCGAUCACUUUUAAAACUGUGCGGCGGUGGGAGGAGGUAGAGGAGGAGGGAGAGGAGGACGGGUCGGCGCUCGUGCCCGCCUCCCCUCCGUCCCUCACGCUUAAAAAGAGAGGCGGACGGAGCCGAGUGUCACUCACGCUGAGGAAUGAGGUCCUUAAAGCACCUGAAACUUCACAGCAGGAGGAGCGUGGAGGAGGCGAGCCGGCGCCUGGGUAGAUGUGAGCCCAAGGUAAUGGCCAGGCUGGUGGACAUAAGCACACAGACAGAUCCCGUAGUUGUGCUGUCCUUGGCCCAGGCCGCCGUGCUAGGUCUCAUCUCCCAGAAUGAAGUGUUUGGAGCUACCAUUGCACCCAACGGCUUCUACACCGGCGAACCCAAAGAGUCCCCUGCGCCGCCAGUAGACGGAGUCGACUACGAGUACGCAGACCAGCUUAUCGGUGCCAACGGAGAUUACCUCGGAGACAACUUAGGAGAAGACGGCCAGAUGCAGCCGAGCUGCAGCCAGAGGCGGUGGCAACAGGCGGCACCGCCACCGCAACACGUAGACACCAAAAUGGUCCUCCCUGACCGUCACUCCCUCCAAGGCAGUGACGUGACCUCCUCCCACGUGAAAGGGGAGGGAGUGACCUCUGCUAUGCCCUCUUGCGUCCACAUGCUGAACAAUAUGGCGCCCAGAGGAGGAUUAAUUCAGGUAGAUCCAGCCACUCUCAGAGGCCCCAACAAGAACUGUGCAGAGUGCGAGCGCGAAGUCACCAACCAGCAGCAAGCAAACACUCACGUCCAUCCUCCGCCUGCCCAAGUGGUACAUAGAGGGGCAGAGCAGGGUCACAGGGGACUCCAGCCCCAGCGCCCUAUGGGUGGCCAAUGUCGAGGAACUAGAGAGGAGGGAGAGGAGGUAGAACACCCGGGCAACACUAUGAUGAAGCCCAGUCAGCAGGAGGAAGCUAUCAGCAGCUACUUUCAGACCAGUGAGGUGGGCAGCUAUGACUCUACAGAAAUGGGCAUGGGCGGCGAGUACGAAGACGGCGGCCAGAGCAUGAUGUGGACGGACGGGAGCGGCAGCGGAGCGCAGCAUCAGCAGCCCCCGCACCCUCAGCCUCCCCGGCGACAUGGCGGCCGCAGAGUGGACCGGCUGGACAUAAACAUCCAGAUCGAUGAGUCGUACUGCGUGGAUGUUGGAGACGGGCUCAAACGCUGGAAGUGUCGCAUGUGCGACAAGUCCUACACGUCCAAAUACAACCUGGUUACGCACAUCCUGGGCCACAACGGCAUCAAACCACAUGCCUGCCCGCACUGCGGGAAGCUCUUCAAGCAGCCCAGUCACCUCCAGACUCAUCUGCUGACCCACCAAGGAACGCGGCCCCACAAGUGCACUGUCUGUAAGAAGGGCUUCACCCAGACCAGCCACCUGAAGCGACACAUGCUCCAGCACACCGACGUCAAGCCAUACAGCUGCCGGUUCUGCCGCCGGGGCUUUGCCUACCCCAGCGAGCUGCGGGCGCACGAGGUGAAGCAUGAGCGCGGCCGCUGCCACGUCUGCUCGCAGUGCGGCAUGGAAUUCCCCACCUACGCCCACCUCAAGCGGCACCAGACCAGCCACCAGGGCCCACACACCUUCCAGUGCACUGAGUGCAACAAGUCUUUUGCAUACCGGAGCCAGCUCCAGAACCAUCUGCUGAAGCACCAGAGCCCGCGGCCUUACACCUGCUCCCAGUGCGGCCUGGAGUUUGUGCAGCUCCACCACUUGCGUCAGCACUCGCUAACUCAUAAGGGAAUGAAGGGCCACAAGUGCGAGGUGUGUUCCCGGGAGUUCACCCUGUCCGCCAACCUCAAGAGGCACAUGCUCAUCCACAACAGCGUCCGGCCCUUCCAGUGUCACGUCUGCUUCAAGAGCUUCAUCCAGAAGCAGACCCUGAAGACCCACAUGAUCGUCCAUCUGCCCGUGAAACCUUUCAAAUGCAAGGUCUGUGGGAAGUCCUUCAAUAGAAUGUACAACCUUCUGGGCCACAUGCAUCUCCAUGCCGGCAAUAAGCCCUUUAAGUGUCCUUACUGCACCAGUAAGUUCAACCUGAAGGGGAACCUCAGCAGGCACAUGAAGGUCAAACAUGGAAUGGACGUCUCACCAGAAGGUCAAGAAACUCUUCCAGAGAUGGAAAGCCAGGGCGAAUACGAAGGCCAGAACUUUAACUUUACAUCACCUGACAAUAUGGACAACAGCGGUUCCCAAAACCUCACAAAACUCACCACGGCGAACAUGGAGGACAUGGAGGAAUAUUACAAUUUCGGGAAGGAUACGAGCAGCUACACCACGCCAUGAGUGUUAAUGGACCAGGGAAGAUACUAUUCCCCCCCCUCCCUUCUUCCUCUGAAAGCUGAUGGGAAUUACAGAAUUCUUUUCACAGACUCUGGGGGAAAAUGUUUUUUCUUCUUUCUUCUUCUCCUCCUCCUCCUCCUUCUUCAUCCCUUCCUAGCUCGGGCCUCCUUCCAGAAUCUGACGGACGAUGAUGGGAGGCCUGGAAGGAGGCGCGCUUCAAAGGAGGCGUUUCAACCCCCGCCCGCCUGCAGCAGAGACUCUGAAGCUGCUGAUUGUGGUCUGGAAGCUCCUUUCACAUAAUAACUAGACUUACUGACUCACAAACUGUCACUGACGGACAGUCAAGCCUCUAUGUUGUGUGUAUGUAUCAGUUACUUAAAAAGAAGAAAACACUGCAGAUGUGAUUUUAAAAAAAACAAAAAGAGUCAUUGUUCACCAUCUUCGUUCACACGUCCAACUCACGGCAUCAUAUUCUGGACUGAUGGUGCCAACUAGAAGCAUUUUACGGCUCAUCUCCCACCCUGUCCACCUGCCGCUCAUUAGAUACUGACGUUUUGAUAAAUAGUCACCACAUAUUUAUAGAUUUCAGGUCAAAAACUGCUGGCAUGCAAAAGCCCUUUCACUGUACAGGUUUUCUGCGACAUGCAGCGUGUUUACCCACCAUUUCUAUUCCACAUGGUCUAGCUUUACAUGAAUAAUCUAUCCUGUGUAGUGAAUAUAUCACUCUAGUUUUUGAAUUACCGAGUAAAUGAUACAAAGCACUUUUUUUUUUUUGGGUUGAAACUUUUUUGUUUUGUUUUGUUUGUUGGGGGAAAUAAGAUUGCAAAAUCUUUCAACCCCCAAAUAUGGCAAUAUUAUUAAACUAUAUUAUUAAACAACAGA
Messenger RNA from Poeciliopsis prolifica (blackstripe livebearer), 4232 nucleotides. Its product is annotated as zinc finger protein 710-like. The transcript is spliced from 5 exons. The coding region runs from base 1182 to 3353 and encodes 723 amino acids. Lineage: Eukaryota; Metazoa; Chordata; Actinopteri; Cyprinodontiformes; Poeciliidae. The record is from RefSeq and is a predicted model, not a curated record.